AUCCCCACCACAUCCCAGCCAUGGCUCUGGUUCUGCAGCUGCUGCCGUUGCUGCUGUCUAGGGCCCAGGGGGACCCCGGGGCUUCACUGGACGGCCGCCCUGGAGACCGGGUGAAUUUCUCCUGCGUAGGGGUCUCGCAUCCCAUCCGCUGGGCCUGGGCGCCUAGCUUCCCGGCCUGCAAGGGCUUGUCCAAAGGACGCCGCCCCAUCCUGUGGGCCUCAUCGAGCGGGACCCCCACUGUGUCUCCAGUCCAGCCCUUUGCUGGUCGCCUACGUGCCCUGGACCCUAGUAUCCGGCGGCUGGAGCUGCUCCUGAGCACGGGGGACUCAGGCACCUUUUUCUGCAGGGGCCGCCACGAGAAAGAAAGCCGUACGGUGCUUCACGUGCUAGGGGACGGGGCUGAUUGCAGGGCACCGGGGACUACCCACGGGUCCGUGAAUCCCCAGUUCCUGAUCCCCUUGCUGGGCGCUGGGCUGGUGCUGGGACUCGGGGCGUUGGGCGUGGUCUGGUGGUGGCACAGACGAUCACCCCCGCACCCGCCUCGACCACUCCCCAGAUUUGAUCCACUCGUGAAAGUCGAGCCCCAGAGGCCAGUAAAGGAGGAGGAGCCUAAAAAUGCCCGUGACCUGGACCAGGAGGCGAGCCUGCUCUACGCCGACCUGGAUCAUCUGGCCCUCAGAAGGCCCCUCCGGUUGUCCCCAGUGGUCCCGGCUGAUGCCUCCACUAUCUAUGCGGUUGUGGUUUGAAGGGAAGCCCUUAUUCUAAACCUCACAAGCUGGAGGUUCCCAGCACUCCACAACUCCCCACCCCUUCUUGGCCCCUUACCUGGACAGGGAACGCACCACGGGAUAGAAAUGAGCACUAGCCUUAAGAGUCAGGAGCCCCGGGUUCUCUGCGACUGACCUUGCUCCUUCAGUUACCCCAACUUUCCUCGUAUAACUUUCAUGUCUUCUUCACCACCGGUGCCCUCUCUAAACCUGAUCAAGCCCUGCCUCCCUAUCUUAAGGGAUAAGAGUCCAGCUCUUUGAAUCAGGGGCCUACACCUUGUCUUCUCCUUCGCUCCACUCCUCCUGCUCAUCAUGUCUCCAUGAGGUUGCCAGUGAGGUCCUAAAGGCCACACCCAGUAGAGUUUUUAGCUUGGUCUUUGAUUACUUCUUUCUUUUAUGCUGGCGUCUUCCUUUUGGACUCUUCCUUGCUCCCUAUCCCCAUGGUAUUCCCCACCAUUCUAGACUCGUCCCUUAUCUAUCUGACUUCCCUCUCCUCUGGGAAUCUGUCAUCCACAGCCAGUCCUCAGCCCUCACCUCUGAAAACAACACCUAGAGCUCUCUCCAGCUCAGAUCUUGAGUAAUGGGAUUUCCCAUCUAUCCCUGGGACAUCCCUGCCUAGUUCGCUGUGGGCAUUCUGCGCCCAGCAUAUCCAAAACCCAACUCAGUGUCACUCACUCAAUCCUCCUCUGCAUUCUCUCUUGAUCAACCAGUUGCCUAAGCUAGAAACUGGGAGUCAUGCAGGCCUUCUGCUCGCUCCCACACAAUGAACCAAGUCCUGUCUUUCUAUUUUAAUGUCACUGUGAAAUCGAUACCCUUCUUCACGCCCAGGGCUGCCACCUGAAUAUACUCUCCUGAUUUCCUCCCUGGGUGACUCAUAGCCCCACCUCAUUCUCUUGCCCCUGCCCUCCUCCCUGAAGCCAGAGAGGUCCUCCCCAAAUGCGAACCUUCUCACAACCUGUAUUCCAGAGUUGCAGGAUUUCUUUCCAUAACUUUCAGCUCUGGACCCAUGGGCCUUGGCUUUGGGUACAAGGUGCUGGCAGCACUCUACCUACCUUGCAGGCUUGUCUCUGUCACUCCACAUGCGCACAGCAUGCCAACCCGGCAGAGGUUCUCCCCCCAGUUCUCUCCCAAAUAUGGCUUCACGCCACACAAGUCCUUCUUCCUGGACCUUUUUUCCUCCUCCCCACUACCUUCCUGGCGAAUUCUUCUUUAUCCCCAAGACUCAGUUGAAAUGUUGCCCUUUCUGGGAAGCCAUUCCUGACCCUCUCUGCCUACCCCUGCAUACAUUUUUGAUGCUGUAGGCAGUCUCCUUAUUUCUCUCUUAGCAACAACACCCUGUGAAUUUUUCCAUCACAACCUGUAUUUCAAUUUCAAUGUACUGUGAGUUCCCUGCUAUCAGAAGACUGACCCUUUCUAUAUUACUGCCAAGCCUCAGUAAAUGAGUGAAUGAAAAUGAACGCCCCUGAAAGCGUCACUUCUUCCUCUCUAUCAACUAGGGGUGGGUUGGUAAUCUACCAAUCUCUGAAUCAUCUGACAUUUGGAUAAAUUGAGUGAUCCACCUACUCUUUCUUCUCUACCUCGUAUAUGCUCCCCACAGUAGAAAUUCUAUCCUGUCCAUCUUGUGCCCAAACACCUAUGAUAGGGUUGGGCAGUGAGUCAGUAUCUAAUGAGGGUUUGAUGAAUGAAAGAC
Messenger RNA from Zalophus californianus (California sea lion), 2457 nucleotides. It is a transcript of the gene MPIG6B, whose product is annotated as megakaryocyte and platelet inhibitory receptor G6b. The coding region runs from base 21 to 746 and encodes 241 amino acids. The record is from RefSeq and is a predicted model, not a curated record. NCBI's taxonomy places the organism in Eukaryota, Metazoa, Chordata, Mammalia, Carnivora, Otariidae. Gene Ontology annotation, cellular component: plasma membrane. Gene Ontology annotation, biological process: blood coagulation; integrin-mediated signaling pathway; megakaryocyte development. The transcript has 6 exons.